Molecule: messenger RNA, 3700 nt
Organism: Brassica rapa (field mustard)
Lineage: Eukaryota; Viridiplantae; Streptophyta; Magnoliopsida; Brassicales; Brassicaceae
Product: glycine-rich protein 3 short isoform
Source: RefSeq, a predicted model, not a curated record
GGUCAUGCGGCAACAGUUCAAACAAAAAAAAUGAUUAUGAAAUUGUUUGAAAGGGAGAUCACAGAAAGAAAAAAACUUUCCAGUGACAAAUGAUCAGUAAAAUAAAAGAUAAAUAUAACUACAAAGAAUUGCCUAUGAGAGAAGAGACAGAAAGGUUUCACCUUUUCAAGGACAUGUAACAUCUCCCAAUGGUCUUGUGAUGAUUUAUAGAUAUGAACUUCAUUAUUAUUUGGGCAAAAUGCAACCACUACAAGCAAAAUAAAAUAAACAAAUGGUCACAGAAUGUUAAACCAUAUACAAGACAUUGGGGUUCAUUCAAGACCCAUUACUCUUUUCCCUCAUCUUCUCAAAGACCAAUCGGUAAAAGAAACAAAGAGAGGAAGAGGUAGAAAACAUUUACUGGAGUGAUCAGGACUCCACGAUUGACUCUGCGAACCGGUGAACAUCCACCACUGCCAUUAUCCUUCUUCCCUCGCGGAGAAAAACUGAACAGUGUUUUUCUCUCAAACCGAUGAUGAGAUUGCUGGGAACUCGGAACUCCGAUGAGAUCCGGAGCUCGAAAUAGAGUUGUUGUUUGUCUUUUGCUGUAAGACCGACCAAUUUAACAUGAGACCAAAUCAGUUUCAUUUUCUUUUUACAAACUUAUGUUUUUAACCAUGUACAAUACAUGUUACAAAAAAAAAAAAAAAAAAAAAACCAUGUACAAUACCAUAAAGUAUAAACUCUAAAACUAAUCUUUUUCUUUACCACAAUAAAAUACUAAUUUCCAAAGAGUCCAGUUAAACUAUAAAUCAUUCAUUUUUGAUCAAAAACAUGGGUCUACAAUUUACAUAGACAUUGAACAACGAGUUUUUUUUUUUAGUUUAUGUAGCUUCUGAUUUUUUUUUUUUUGAAACACAAACAUUCGUUACUCUUAAAAGUUAGGUAACAUAUUAAAUCAGAUGAGCUUUCAACGUAAAAUAAAUUAAUUAUACGUAAAUUAACUAUUUUUAUAUAUUACUUUAAAAAAUUCCAACUCGAGGUAAGAUUUUGUCCAUAGUAAAAAGAGUGAUAAUCAUAAGAUCUCUCACGAAUAAUAUCAGACCCAUUCAUUUUCUAUAUUUAAUCAAUUUUUGUAAACAUAGAUUAUUUGUUUUAAAAGGGGGAAACCGCACAUGGAUAAUCAUCAGUUUAUAUGGAUCCUAUGAUAAAUUUAGAAAGGUCGGAACAACAAGAUUUUCAGUAACAUAUAUUGAUCCUAAAUACACUAUUCAAUUGGCAGAAACGAAAGCAAUACUAUGGCAUGAGGCACAUACAUCACUCACGCAACAGACCACCUAAGUUAAAGAUGUAGAGUUGUCACAAACACCGGGACGAUGGUAUUUUACAGAUAGAUCGUGGAAAGCUCAAGAUAAUUCCUCGGGACAAGGAUGGUACAAUACUCUGGAAGGGUUCGAUGGGCUGAUGGGGGAAAAUAACACGAGAGAGUCAGCUUAUCACUCAUUCAUGCCGAAACAGAGGCCCUCAUCUGGGCAAUGGAAAGUAAGAGGAAUUUACGAUAGUUCCAUGUGACGUUUGCGACAGAUUGCUCUCAAUUGGUGAAGAUGGUUUCCGAACGAACAUAAUGACCUACUUUUGCAAAAGAUAUUCAACUCAUGAAGGAGAGCUUCAAUCAAUCAAAGUUCAUACAUGUACCCCGAACGCAGAACAAUUGCAGACAGUCUUGCACACAGUGCUCGGAAACAAUCAUCAUUCGUCGUUCAUAUGGAUCGUUUAUAUAGACGCAAAGUUACCAAUGUGGUUUUCAUAAUCUUAAUUGAGUAUGUAUCUUGAUUACAAAAAAGGUCUAAAACAAUUUAAUUGUAAACUUAGAUCUAUAUUUGUUGACUACAAAUGUAGUUCAAAACAAUUUUGAAGAAUUAUGAUAACAACAUACCUGAUUAUUCAAAAAAUGAUUUCAAGAAGAUACCACAACUAAUGUUGAUGUUGUUGUAGAGUCACUAUGAGGAAUGAUUGGAACCAGGUUUCCAGAUAGUUUGUUGUAGUUGAUUGUGGAUUUGUAUCUCGCUUUAAGUCACAUAAAAUUGAAUAAUCUGCUCUUGUGAACUAGUAUAUACUAUAAGACUACAAGUUCAUCAUCGAGAAAACUUUUAUGUUAUUGUGGAAACUCAUGUAUGGAUGUAUAAUAUAUAAUCUAUGAUUUCUCUUUGAGGUAAACCAUUGUAGUGAUUGGAAGAAAUAUUGUUGAAUCUCAUGAAUGAAAAAAAUAGAUGCAUAGAUUUAUAUAGUGAAUGAUCUAAACUAAUUUCCUAAACUACUACAGAAUAAUAUAUCAUAGAUAAUAAUGAUAAUUUGGUUUCCUAUUUUAAUAUAUUGAUGUAUAUCUAAUCUUGACUGUUGAAUUUUAAUUUUAAUAAAUUAUUUGAUAUUCAAUUUGGUCUAAUAUUUGAUUUUAUGAGUUAAUUAAAUAUCGUUAAGUAAUGAGUAUUUGUGUCCGGAACUAGGUGAGGAGUGGGCGGGGCACCUGCCCCUCUCCCCCCUCCCCCAAUUUUUUUGGGUGUAAUUUUGUUUAGAAUUUUAAUAAUGCUCUGGAUAAAAUUUUGAAUUUAUAAAUAUAUUUUUAGUGUUUUGUCGUUUUGCUUCGGGUAGAAAUUCAUCCUAGAUCGGCCACCACUGAUGCUGACCCCUAAAUAUAUUACGGUUACAGUAAUGUACUAUUUCCAUGAAAUGUUUAGCUAUUCUUUCAUCGUUGAUUAUAUAAAAUAGAGAAAAUUUUACUAGCAAAACUGCGCGAAUAUCUAUGUCACAUCUUAGCAAUAAUGUAAUCAAAUGAUGGAAUUUUAUACAUUUUCAUUUGAGUGAAUGCGCUGUGUUUAAGACGUUGACGGAAAUAUCUAAAGACUAGUAUGGGUUGCCAUUUAUGGAGUUCAAAAUCAAGUUGAUUUACGAUGUAUCCAACAACCAACCAUAACUUUCCUUACUGUGAUAAAUUUCUUCAGCUUCUCUUCUGAUAAAAUAUUCCCUUGUUGUUAAUGAACUACGGAUGCUCAUUGCUCAUUCUCUCACCCUCGUCUGCUAUAAAUAGAGGGCAUUCAGUGUAACAUUUUAUUCAUCACUUGUUUUCAUAAAAAAGAGUGUUAUAACAUAAGCAUUUGAAUACAAUGGCUUCCAAGACUUUGUUUCUGUUGGGUCUCUUUGCAUUUCUUCUCGUCGUCUCAGUGGUCGCAGCAUCUGAAAGCCAGCCGGGCACUGUUAAGUCGGAGAGUGGGCAAACCGUGCAACCUGAUCAGUAUAAUGGGGGACACGGCGGCCAUGGAGGCUACAACGGAGGAGGACACGGGGGAUACAACGGAGGAGGACAUGGGGGAUACAACGGAGGCCGUGGGGGAUACAACGGAGGCCGUGGGGGAGGAGGUUAUUGCCGCCACGGUUGCUGCUACAGAAAUUACCGUGGGUGCGUACGGUGCUGUUCUUAUGCCGGAGAAGCUGUGCAGACACAGCCCGGUCACUAAAACUAUGUAAUGUAUUCACCAGUAUGCAUGGUUUGCGUCUAUAUAUACACUUAUAUGUGUGUGUGUGUGAGUAGUAAACCGUGAUACGUUUGAAACAAAGUAAGAAGAAAAUCUAUGGAAUAAAAGUUUAUGAUGUUAUGUUUCUGUGUUUUGAGUUGUAAUCUUCGCUGUUUGGAUUUAAAAUCGUUUCUAGUUUAUGUUUUCUUCUU